AUGGUAAAUACGAAUCAUUUUCAAGGUGGAACAAUUACAUAUAAAAUAGUAAAUACUUAUGAAUCAAAUGUAUCAAUCAUGAUUACACAAAUAUAUUUAUAUAAAUGGCCAUUAAUUUAUUGUGAUAAUUCUUAUAUAUUAUCACAAAGCACACCCAAUAUGACUGAUUUUAGUGAAUAUAAUUAUACACUUAAUUGUGUAGCCAAUUGUACAACAGCAGGUGGUUAUAAACCAGUAUUAAUAAGAACAUAUUGUACAGAUUAUUCUUCUGCGAUGGCUAUCAGUGUUACAGCACGGACUGAUAUAGUUAAUCUAACACUUGGAGCUUAUUUUAUAGUUGCUUUUAGAUCAACAGCUUGGCGACCACUAAGUCUUCCAAAACGAGAUAUAUCUGAUAAAGUUUGGAGUGUUUCAUGUACUAUAAAUCUAAGUAUACGGUUCGAUACGGGGAAAUUAAAUACACCACCUGUUACAAAUAUGAUAUCACCUAUUUAUAUUCCUGUCGGAGUUCGAACAUCAUUGAUCAUACCAACUAUUGAUAGUGAUAAUGAUGUAGUACGAUGUCGUUUUGCGACUACAGUUGAUGAAUGUGCUGAUGCAUGUCCAUCAAAUUCUCUUCCAAAUGAUACAGUUAUCGUAUCUUCAAAUUGCACAUUGUUUAUUACUGGUAUCAAAGCUGACGAUUGGUAUGCUGUUGCUAUUCAGAUUGAAGACUUCGCUGAUUUAAAUUCAACUACUCCAUUAAGUUCUGUACCUGUUCAAUUUCUUAUUAAUGUCUAUGCCUCACCGAAAUGUCUUGUUGCUCCUAUUCUUGAUGGUUCUUCUAAUCAAACAGGAAUAUAUGAAAGUGUACAAGUUGGUCAAUUACAUUCAAUGACACUUUAUGCUAUAAAUUAUUGCACACUCUAUAGUGUUACAAUUAAAGAUAUUGCUACUUUAUCAUUUCCUAUUGUCAUUAAAAGUAAUAUUACUCAAAUCUCAAGUCUGUUGUAUUCCGUUACUUUGACUUGGACACCGACAGAAAGUCAAGUUGGUUCACAAAUUCUUUGUGCUGUUGCAAUUGAUAGCCAAAAUGUUCAAUCAAAUCAAUAUUGCACUGCUUUUAUAGUUAAUAUGAACAGUACUGCAGUAUAUCCUGGAGAACUAUCAGAAAUGACAGAAUAUUCCACAUCGACGACAAUACUCACUACCACUGAUAUAACAACAACAACUGGUAGUACAAUAACGCCGGUCUCUGAAAAUACGACUACUACAAGCGCAGCAGUUACUAUUAAUACUACAACAAAUAAUAGACAAAAUAACUAUGCUAUUACUUAUACUACAAUACUUAUUACCGAAACUACAUUUAACUCUAUUCCAUUUACAGCAGCUAAUACUGAAAGUAUGAUUGAUAUUGAUAAAAUUACAACAGAUACUACACAAACUACGAUGUUUGUUACCGAAAGUACACCUAGUAUCAUUCCAUUUACAAUAGUUACUACGGAAAGUACGUCCAGUAUCAAUCAGAUUACAAUGGUACCUGCGCAUAAUACCAUAAUCAUAACUGAAAGCACAAUGACCACUACUGACACAACACUAAUGACUACUGAAAACAUAUAUGUCAACGUUCAAAGUACAAGUAUUACUACAGUAAACAACAAUUUAGUUUUAACCAGCAGUACACCUACAUUAAAUAUGAUGUUACCAUCAACAGACAUCCAAAUAUCAUCUACAAGUACUCAAGAAAUAUCUGAUCAUUUUACAUCAUCUGUUGAUAAUACUACAACACUUUUCAGUGCAAGAAAAAGUACAACAGAUACUAGUUCAAAAAUGAAUACUACCAUUUAUACAACUACGCCUUUGCCAUUAAACGAAUGGAUAUUAUUGUUACCUCUAAUUGUGGCUCUUGCUAUAUUAUUGGUUCUUGUUUGUUGUUUAUGUUUAUGUUGUUCACCACCUUAUGGCUUAGGAUUAUUAUUUCCAAGACAUAACCGUGUCAGAUCAGAACCGAUACUUAUCAAUAGUUACAUUUAUCGAACACCAACAAUGUAUAUAAUUUCCAAAACAUUAGAAAAAGAUUUGGUUUUUACCAAUAGAAAUAAUAUGAAGAGUUCAGUACGAUUAAAAAGUAUAAUUAAAUCUGAUAUAUAUUUGGAUGCAUCAUCAUCAAUAGCUGGAAAAUAG
Adineta steineri is the source of this 2163-nucleotide messenger RNA. The record is from the annotation of a GenBank genome assembly. Lineage: Eukaryota; Metazoa; Rotifera; Eurotatoria; Adinetida; Adinetidae.